This is a messenger RNA of Contarinia nasturtii (swede midge), 3022 nucleotides long. It is a transcript of the gene Prm, whose product is annotated as paramyosin, long form. Bases 124 to 2754 code for a protein of 876 amino acids. The record is from RefSeq and is a predicted model, not a curated record. The transcript is spliced from 12 exons. Gene Ontology annotation, cellular component: myosin complex. Lineage: Eukaryota; Metazoa; Arthropoda; Insecta; Diptera; Cecidomyiidae.
CCGGAAUUGAAAAUCAGUGUCCACAUUCGAACGACUGAGGUCCCGCGAUCAGUAGAUCAUCAGCUUUACUCCGAACUUAUCUGAAAUUAAUAUCGGUGAUUCGGUAAGGAAAAUUCAACGAAAAUGUCUUCAACUACACGAGCUUCGAAAUAUUCAUAUCGCGCCAGCAGCGGUGGUGUCGCCGACGUCAACAUCGAGUACAGUGCCGAUUUGACCGCACUCACCCGAUUGGAGGACAAAAUUCGUUUAAUCCAAGAUGAUCUUGAAUCUGAAAGAGAGUUGCGUCAAAGAAUUGAACGCGAAAAAGCAGACCUUAGCGUUCAAGUGAUUCAAAUGUCUGAACGUUUGGAAGAAGCAGAAGGUGGAGCCGAAAGUCAAUUCAACAUCAACCGCAAUCGAGACGCAGAAUUGUUGAAAUUGCGUAAACUUUUGGAUGAUGUUCAUUUGGAAUCAGAAGAAUCUGCCCAUUUAUUGAAGAAAAAGCAUCAAGAAAUUAUCAAUGAUUUCCAAGAACAAGUCGACAUCCUGACUAAAGCUAAAUCUAGAACUGAAAAAGAAAAGUCGAAAUUCCAAGCCGAAGUAUAUGAGUUGCUCGCCCAAGUCGAAUCGGUAACCAAAGAAAAAAUUUUGAGCUUUAAACAAGUGGAAAAAUUGGAAAUCACCAUUAACGAGCUCCAUGUUAAAAUUGAAGAAUUAAACCGUACCGUUAUCGAUAUCACAUCACACAAAACUCGUUUGUCUCAAGAAAAUGUCGAACUUAUCAAGGAUGUUCAAGACUUGAAAUUGAACUUGGAGAAUGUUUCAUACUCAAGACAACAGAUUGCUACCCAAUUGGAAGACGCUCGUCGCCGUUUGGAAGAUGAUGAACGUCGUCGUGCAUCGCUUGAAGCUUCAUUGCACCAAGUCGAAAUUGAAUUGGAAUCGGUCCGUGUUCAAUUGGAAGAAGAAGCCGAAGCUCGUUUGGACUUGGAACGUCAAUUAGUCAAAGCUAACGCUGAAGCUCAACAAUGGCACGCCAAGGCUGAUGCUGAAGCUGCUGCACGCGCCGAAGAAGUCGAAGAACUUCGUCGUAAAUACACUUGUCGCAUCCAAGAACAAGAAGAGCACAUUGAACAACUUUUGGUUAAAGUUAAUAAUUUGGAGAAACAAAAGAGCCGCUUGCAAAGCGAAAUUGAAGUCCUCAUCAUUGAUUUGGAACGUGCCAAUGGUACAGCUCGCGAAUUGCAAAAGCGUGUCGAUACACUUGAACGCACUAACAUUGAAAUCAAAGCUCGUUUGGAAGAAACCAUUCAAUUGUACGAAACUGCUCAACGCGAUCUCAGAAACAAACAAGCCGAAAUCGUCCGCAUCAACAACGAAUUGGACAAGACCAAGGAUCAACGCGAUACAUUGUUCCGUGAAAACAAAAAAUUGGGAGAUGACUUGGGUGAAGCAAAGAGCACAAUUUCUGAGUUGACCCGUCGCUACCAUGAACUUGAAAUCGAGCUCCGUCGUUUGGAAAACGAACGCGAUGAACUCACUGCUGCUUACAAAGAAGCCGAAGCUGGCCGUAAAGCUGAAGAGCAACGUGCUCAACGUUUGGCUUCUGAAUACAACCAAUUCCGUCACGAUGCUGAACGCCGCAUCGCCGAAAAAGAUGAGGAAAUUGAAUGUAUUCGCAAACAAACUGCCAUCGAAAUUGAGCAACUUAAUGCUCGUGUUGUUGAGGCUGAAACUAAACUCAAGACCGAAGUUGCCCGUAUCAAGAAGAAGUUGCAAAUUCAAAUUACCGAAUUGGAAAUGUCACUUGAUGUUGCAAACAAGACCAACAUCGAUUUGCAAAAGGUUGUCAAGAAACAAUCAUUGCAAUUGACCGAAUUGCAAGCACAUUACGAUGAUGUCCAACGUCAAUUGCAACAAACUCUUGACCAAUACGGUGUUGCCCAACGUCGCAUUCAAUCGAUCAGCGCUGAAUUGGAAGAAGUACGUGCCAAUUACGAAAAUGCAUUGCGCUCCAAACGCAACGUUGAAUUGACAUUGGAAGAUGCCCAAACUCGUAUCAACGAAUUGAGCGUUAUCAAUGUUAAUCUUGCAUCGACCAAAGCAAAACUCGAGCAAGAAAUCUCUCAAGUCGCUCAAGACUACGAAGAAGUUACUCGUGAACUUCGUAUUAGCGACGAGCGCUACCAAAAAGUCCAGGUUGAACUUAAACACACCGUUGAGAUAUUGCAUGAAGAACAAGAACGCAUUGUUAAGAUUGAGACGAUCAAAAAAUCGUUGGAGGUUGAAGUCAAGAAUCUCUCGGUACGUCUCGAAGAAGUCGAAGCCAAUGCUGUUGUUGGUGCUAAGCGUAUCAUCAGUAAAUUGGAAGCUCGCAUCCGUGACUUGGAACUUGAAUUGGAAGAAGAGAAACGCCGACAUGCUGAAACCAUCAAGAUCUUGAGAAAGAAAGAACGCACCGUCAAAGAAGUUCUUGUUCAAUGCGAAGAAGAUCAAAAGAAUGUCAUCUUGUUGCAAGAAACCCUUGAAAAGGCCAACUCCAAGAUCAAUCUCUACAAACGUCAAUUGACUGAACAAGAAGGAACUGCUCAACAAUCGGUAACCCGUGUACGUCGCUUCCAACGUGAACUCGAAGCCGCAGAAGAUCGUGCCGAUGUAGCCGAAAGCAACUUGUCCCUCAUUCGUGCCAAACACCGUACUUUUGUUACAUCAAGCACAGUGCCAGGAUCGCAAGUCUAUCUCGUCCAAGAAACAACAAGAACGAGCGUUGAAUAAAUUCAGUCCAACAUCACUCACAAAAACAUAUUCGAACAUUUUUUUUACAGCAGAAAAUUUGAUCAAGCAUAAAUCAAACGCACUCCCAAAAUGAAAACAAACAAAAAAAAAAGAAAUAAUAAUAAAAAAAGUGAAAGAAUGAAAUUAAUAUCGAAUUCAAAUCAAUCGACCAUCUAACAUGACACUGAAGCAAAUUCUUUGAAGCAUCAAAUUACAUUAAAUUAAAAAUAUACAUACAUUAUUUAGUCUAUUUAACGAAUCAAAUGAA